GUCCCUCGAGCCUUUCAUUCGGUUUUGGAAAAGGAUGAAGAGUCACUUCCUCUCUCAAAUCACUUGAAGAGAAGAUGAUGGGCAUGUUACAAAAAAAUACUCAUUUUUUACUUUCUUCCUUAUUCUUUACUCAUCCGUCCCUCUAUUUCUUUUCAUUCUCCAUUACUCUCUUCUUUUCUCUCACUUCUCAUCAUUCUUUGCUUUACUUUCCUCUGGGUACUCAUCCUCUCGAGACACCGGUGGUGGAUAUUGGCCCGAACACGACUAUUGCAUCAUAGGAGCCUUUGUUACAAAUUAUCACUGCUACGCCCCAAAAGCACUUUUCCUCUCUCUGACUUUUGCUACAACUACUACCACUACAAGCAUAUAUAGUUGCAAUGGCUCGAUUUUCAUUGGAUGAGAUAUCAGACACUGGUGCCUUUGUGAGAUCUGCUUCCACAUUCAGAAAUUGGAUUUCGAGGGACCUGAAUUCGCAAUUUCCACCAGAAUCAGGGAGGUAUCAUCUCUAUGUAUCAUAUGCUUGUCCUUGGGCUUCCAGGUGCCUUGCUUACUUGAAUAUUAAAGGACUUAACAAAGCUAUCAGUUUCUCGGCCGUCAAGCCCAUCUUUGAAAGAACAAAUGAAUCUGAUGACUAUAAGGGGUGGGUUUUUCCUGAAUCAGAAACUGAGGUGCCUGGAGCUGAACCUGAUAUGUUGAAUGGAGCAAAGACUAUUAGGGAACUUUAUGAAAUUGCAAGUGCAAACUACACCGGAAAGUACACUGUUCCAGUUCUGUGGGAUAAGAAACUCAAGACAAUUGUUAACAACGAGAGCUCAGAGAUAAUCCGCAUGUUUAAUACUGAAUUCAACAGUAUUGCAGAAAACCCCACCUUGGACUUGUAUCCCACUGAUUUAAAACCCCAAAUUGAUGAUACCAACGAGUGGAUAUACACUAGUAUAAAUAAUGGUGUUUAUAAAUGUGGGUUUGCAAAGAAGCAAGAACCAUACAAUGAGGCUGCAAGACAAUUGUAUGGGGCUUUGGACAAAUGUGAGGAUAUACUAAGCAAGCAACGCUAUAUAUGUGGCAACACACUCACUGAAGCAGACAUUCGUUUGUUUGUCACUCUCAUUAGAUUUGAUGAGGUUUAUGCAGUUCACUUCAAGUGCAACAAAAAACUGUUGCGCGAAUACCCGAAUCUUUUCAAUUACACUAAAGACAUUUUCCAAAUUCCUGGCAUUAGUAGCACAGUGAACAUGGAACAUAUAAAGUUGCAUUACUAUGAAAGUCAUCCUUCUAUCAAUCCAUUUGGGAUCAUUCCCGUAGGGCCAAAUAUUGAUUAUUCUGCUCCUCAUGACAGAGAAAGGUUUUCUGCAUAGGUGGUUUAUAGCAUAUUUGUAUAAUGAGGAGUGCUAGCAACACACUCCUCCUAACACACACCCUAUCAUUGCUUGAAAUUUAUUGAAAAUUACAAAAUCAUGAGAGAGGGACAUUAAAGAUGAUGUAGGACCCACUAUCUUUUGUAAUUUCCAAGAAGAGAAUGUGUUCAAAAGAGUGUAUUGUUGGCAUUUCUGUUGUAUAAUUGUAAGAGAUUUAUGAGAAAUUUUCUGUAUCUUCUAAGUGAAUUGUUUUGUUGAAUAAUUGCAGAAACAAUAGUGCUUUGUUGAAAAACAUAUUUUCAAAAUAAACUGGGACAGGUUUGUGUA
Molecule: messenger RNA, 1682 nt
Organism: Glycine soja
Lineage: Eukaryota; Viridiplantae; Streptophyta; Magnoliopsida; Fabales; Fabaceae
Product: glutathionyl-hydroquinone reductase YqjG-like
Exons: 7
Coding region: 378-1355 (325 amino acids)
Cellular component (GO): cytoplasm
Molecular function (GO): glutathione transferase activity
Source: RefSeq, a predicted model, not a curated record